Molecule: messenger RNA, 4002 nt
Organism: Plasmodium falciparum 3D7
Lineage: Eukaryota; Apicomplexa; Aconoidasida; Haemosporida; Plasmodiidae
Product: GYF domain-containing protein
Source: RefSeq, a predicted model, not a curated record
AUGGAUAUCAACUUAUACAUUCAUAGUAUUGAAAUAGAAUUUAUAACAAAUAACAAGAGAAUAUAUAAUAAUGAAGAGGAAGACAAUGAAGAUGAUAAUAUUGUUUAUUGUUUAAAUAUCAAAGUGGAAGAUCAUUUAGAGGACAACAAUUCAAAAGAAAAUUUUUAUGAAACUCCUUGGUAUAUGUGUGUAAAAAUGGGAGAUAAGGAAGUAUGUAUGAUGUCAUAUGAAAUGAACAUUACUCAUAUAUUCAAUUUAUUAGAAAAUAAUGAAAUUCUUACCCUAUAUAUUUUAAGAAAGAAUCUCAAGAAUGAUAAAAUAGAAGUUCUUCAUAGAAACGAAUUACACAUUAAAGAUAAAAAAUAUUAUGACAGUGAAAAUUCAAUAAGUUUUGAUAAUGAUAAUAUAAAAGGAAAAAUAAAAUUAUAUUUAAAAAAUGCUAUUGUAUACAAUCAUUUAUUAAAAAAAAUUCAGUCUGAGGAAUUUUUAAAAAAUGACUUUUCAUGGAAAAGUGAAAUAAAUAAUAUCAAAAAUAUGAACAAACAAAUAUUAUUUGAUGAUAUAAAAAUAAGUGAUGAUAUAAAAACAAGUGAUGAUAUAAAAAUAAGUGAUAAUAUAAAAAUAAGUGAUGAUAUAAAAACAAGUGAUGAUAUAAAAAUAAGUGAUGAUAUAAAAACAAGUGAUGAAAUAAAAACAAGUGAUAAUAUAAAAUCAAAUGAUCCCAUACAAUCCAGUGACCACAUACAAUCCAAUGAUCAUAUAAAAUCAAAUGAUAAUAAUUUGCUAUCACAAAAUAAAUACAUAAGUACUAUAUUAGAUAAUUUAUUAAAUACAAAAAGAACAUUAUAUUGGGUAUAUAUAGAUGAUGAUAAUAAAGAACAAGGACCUUUUAAUAGCUAUACUAUUUUUAAUUGGGUUAGCAAUGAAUAUUUCGAGGAUAAUACUUUAAUAAGACUACAUGACCAAAAGGAAUAUUUUAAAUUAUACCAAGUUAUUGAGUAUAUCGAGAAGAAUGUUUUGCUAUAUGGUGAAUACGAUGCUUUAUUUAAUGAAACAGAAAAAGAGUGUGAAAAUAAUUAUUUUUUAAAUAAUAACAAAAAUGAUGAUGGUAUGAAUAAUAUAUGUAAGAGAGAUGUGUUACAAGAAAUAAAUAAAAUAUCCAAUGUGCAAAAUAUAAAUAUAAAUGAAUUGAAGGAUACAACAAAUUGGAAACACAUUAUAUAUAAUGAAAAAGAAACGAAAGGUAUUGAAAAUAAUUUAAAAGAUGAAAACAAAACAAAAAAUAUAUAUAUACAUAACAUAAAGGAUGAUCAAAAUAAUAAUAUAUAUUACGAACCUAUAAUAUUAAAUAAAGAUCAUAUUAUUGAGAAUAAAUUGAUUGAAAAAGAAAAAAAAUAUUUAACUUUUAAUAAUAGCCAUUUUAAUAAGAUUGAGAAAAAUGGGAAACAAAAAAAUGAAGUAAAAAUGUUGAAAAAGGAAAUUAAAAAAAUAAAAAAAGAAAUGAUUAAAUUGAAGGAAACAUAUAAUAAAGAUAUAUAUAAUACUACAUACGAUUCAAUGGAUAAGGUUUUAUAUUCUGAUAAUAUAUCUAAGGAACAAAAUAAUUUGGAAAAUACUAAUGAUGAUAUUAAAUCAAAUCAAUAUAAAAAUAAUGUGACAGAUAAUAAAAAUAAUGAUUGUACAAACCUCAAAGAUAUGGAUACUAUGAAAGGAAAAACAAAUAAAAAUAAUAUUGAUAAUAUUAAAUUAAAUAGUGAUAUCAUGGAAAAAGAUGAAGAUGUGAACUGUAAAACAGAUGAUCAAUAUGCUAGGGAAAAAAAUGAAGAGAAUACAAAAAAUUUAUUAAUACAAAAUGAUACCGAAAAAAUGUUAACAGAUACAUCUUUAAAGGAUUCUACAAAAUUGCUUUCAAAUGUUAUGAGAAAUGAUAAGGAAAAAAAUAUACAUAUAUUAAGUGAUGUUACAUAUGAAGAGGACAAUAAAAAAAAAAAAUUUAUUGAAACAGCCAUGUCUAGUAUUAAUGAAGCUCAAAAAUGUAUAUUAAAAAUUAGAAAAAAAAAAAUGACCACAUUUCUAAAUAAAAUAAUGAGUACUCCUAUUCAUACAAAAACAACACAUUGGAGUUAUGAAAAUUUACAAUUGCAUGGGAAAAAAUAUAGUAGUUUUAAUUUAAAAAAUGAUGAAAAAAAGAAUAUUAUUUACAAAAAUGAAAAUUCAUUUGAUAGGAGUGAAGCAAAUAUAUCAUACAUACAUGAUAAAAUAAAAACCAGUACAACCAAAAAUAAUAGUAAUAAUUAUCAUAGUAAUUGUAGUUAUUAUGAUUUUCAUUCUUCCUUAGAAAUAUCUGAGGAAGAAAAAAUCGAAAGAAACCAAAAAAUUGAAGAUAAUAAAUGGGAUAUUAUUUAUCAAGAUCUACCUAACAAAACAACAAAUAAUAUACAAAUAUAUAUACAAGACAAAACACACACAAAAAAACAAAGGAUAAAAGUACAUAUUAAUAAUUUAGUAAAUAAUACUAAAAUUAUAUACAUAUAUAAUACGACCUUAGAAUGGUUUUUAAAAUGUAUUGCUUUAAUACAACAUAAUAUAAGAAAAUGGUUAGUAAAAAGAAAAAUAUUAAGAAUACAUAAUAUAAAAAAAAAAAAUAAAAUAAAAAAUAAAUCUUACACAAUAUCAUCAGGUCAUUCUUCUUCAAAUAAUAAUUAUAAUACAAAUGAUCUUCCUAACGAUAAUAAUAUAAAAGAUAAUUAUAUAAAAUAUAACCCUUCAUCUGCAGAAAAUUAUGAAAAAACUGAUUUCGAACUUGAAGAUAAUAAAUUAUAUUAUGAACAAGAGGAACAGAAGAAAAUAAAGGAAAGUGUAAAUAAAAUAAAAAAACUAUUAAGUAUGCAAAAUAAAUUAAAACAUAAUGGAAACUAUAAUAAUUUUAGUAACACAAAUAAUAAUUAUAUAUACAAUUCAAAUAUGUUUCCUAGGGAACAACAACAAAAUUAUAAAAAUGGAAUAAAAAACAAAAAUAAUGGAAUUCAUAAUUUUGUUUCCCCAUGUAAUAAUAAACUUAAAACAUUUAAUAACGAUUUAAAUAUGGAGGUGGAAACAAAAAAAAAUGAAAAGAGGGAAGAUUUAAAUGUUGAAUAUAAAGAAAACAAUAUAUAUGAAUACAAUGAAGAAAAAGAAUAUGAGAAGAAAGAAAAGGAAAAACAAGAAAAAGAUGAUAAAAAAAAUAAAAUAUACGAACAAUUAUUUAAAAUGAGAUAUAUUAAUACAUAUCAAGAUCAAAAUGGUACCAUACCAAUAAAAAGACAUAAUAUUGCAACUGCUGAUAAAAAUAAACUUUUAAAUAAUAAUAAUAAUAAUACGAUUAAAAGAGGAGACCAAUUAUAUUUAAAAAAAAAACAAAAUUUGAAUAUUAUGCAUGACCGUUUAAAUGAAAUAUUUAAUAGAUAUGAAAAUCAAAAUUAUGGCCCAUACGACAUGAGAACUAAUAAAAAUAAUGGUGAUAGUAAUAAUAACAACAACAACAAUAAUAAUAAUAAUGAUAAUAUUAUUACUGAUCAUAAUAAUUAUGAUUAUCCCCAUAAAAAAGAAGAAACGAUAAAAAAUGAUAACCAAUAUAGUAAUAAAACAAAUAAUAUUCAAAAGGAAGAUUUCUCAUUUAAUAGAAAAGAUAUUCUUUUAAAUAUUGUAAAUAAUUUUAAAUUUGAUAAUAUAUUAAUUGAAAAAAAAAAAAAUUGCAAAUUACAAAUAAACACAGAAAAAAAUUCCAUAUAUUCUGUGCAGGAGUUUCUAAAUAAGAUCAAAGAAAAGGCACCAAAGAAAACAAGUAUAAAUAAUGAAGAUAUAACAAAAAAUGUAAAUAAUAACAAAUUUAAUAUUAUCAAGUUGAAUGAUUAUGACAAUAGUAAGAUUACUCAUCUUCGAAAUAUAGAAAAAAGUCCAUGUGAUACAAAUGUACACAGAAUGUUAUCGAAUAAAAAUUUUAUGAAAAGCAAGGAUUUUUAA